AUGGAUCUACUGGGGACUCAGGAGGGAGUCAUAGAUCUCCCAGGGACUCAGGAGAGAGUCAUAGAUCUCCCAGGGACUCAGGAGGGAGUCAUAGAUCUCCCAGGGACUCAGGAGGGAGUCAUACAUCUCCCAGGGACUCAGGAGGGAGUCAUACAUCUCCCAGGGACUCAGGAGGGAGUCAUACAUCUCCCAGGGACUCAGGAGGGAGUCAUACAUCUCCCAGGGACUCAGGAGGGAGUCAUACAUCUCCCAGGGACUCAGGAGGGAGUCAUACAUCUCCCAGGGACUCAGGAGGGAGUCAUACAUCUCCCAGAGACUCAGGAGGGAGUCAUACAUCUCCCAGAGACUCAGGAGGGAGUCAUAGAUCUCCCAGGGACUCAGGAGGGAGUCAUAGAUCCCCCCCAGACUCAGGAGGGAGUCAUAGAUCUCCCAGGGACUCAGGAGGGAGUCAUAGAUCUCCCGGGGACUCAGGAGAGAGUCAUAGAUCUCCCAGGGACUCAGGAGGGAGUCAUAGAUCUUCCGGGGACUCGGGAGGGAGUCAUAGAUCUCCCAGGGACUCGGGAGGGAGUCAUAGAUCUCCCAGGGACUCAGGAGGGAGUCAUAGAUCUCCCAGGGACUCUGGAGGGAGUCAUAGAUCUCCCAGGGUCUCAGGAGAGAUCAUAG
Pecten maximus is the source of this 663-nucleotide messenger RNA. Its product is annotated as involucrin-like. The transcript has a single exon. The coding region runs from base 1 to 663 and encodes 220 amino acids. Lineage: Eukaryota; Metazoa; Mollusca; Bivalvia; Pectinida; Pectinidae. The record is from RefSeq and is a predicted model, not a curated record.